Messenger RNA from Musa acuminata AAA Group (dessert banana), 1933 nucleotides. RefSeq names its product probable beta-1,3-galactosyltransferase 2. Gene Ontology annotation, cellular component: Golgi membrane. The transcript is spliced from 11 exons. Gene Ontology annotation, molecular function: galactosyltransferase activity. The record is from RefSeq and is a predicted model, not a curated record. NCBI's taxonomy places the organism in Eukaryota, Viridiplantae, Streptophyta, Magnoliopsida, Zingiberales, Musaceae. The coding region runs from base 417 to 1658 and encodes 413 amino acids.
GCAGAUGAGAGAGUCCACGAAACCAAGUAAAAUCUUUGUUACUAUGAAUCCUUUUUCCCUCGCUUCCUUCGUUUGGUGGGUCUCUCUGGCUUCCUCCACAAUCCACCCCAAAGAGAGGAAUAGACUACGAGUCGAGAGGAAGAGUCCAAAAACCGACGACUUCCCCGCUGAAGAUCCAGUUUUUAUCCCUCGUUUCCAGCUUCUCGGUUCCACUGGGCCGAAUUCAAUUCCCUCCCUUGCUGAAAUUGCCUAUUGGUUGUUGUGAUCUCCCCGGUUCCUUCUGUUUCGUCGAUACGUUGCCUCCGCUGAGAAAGGUGGGAUCUUUACUCAUAAUUUGAGAUGGACAGCGGUGAUUGGAAGGAUUCUGUGGCGGCUCUCGGUGCGCUGUAAGAGGGGAGAAGAAGAGGAGAGCAGCUAUGAGCUUCAAGAGAGGAGGAGGAGGUCGCGGCGGCGGUGGGGGAGGAGGAGAGUUGUCGGCAAGGGGAAUGGUGUCCAUGACGUGGACCUUCUUGCUUUGCCUUGGAAGCUUUUGUGCUGGUCUACUCUUCAUCAACAGUUGGACAAUGCCUGAAGCAAAGGACAUCAUCAGGACAACGGGAACAGAAGAUAAUAAGCUGAAUCUAGUUGCCAAUAACUGCAAUCCAAGAACAAUUGACAAAAAACAAGAGGCCAAAGAUAUCCUCGGCAAAGUUUCAAACACACAGCAAGUUAUACAGACACUUGAUAAAACAAUAGCGAACUUAGAAAUGGAAUUAGCAGCUGCCAGAGCCACACAGGAGUCACUAGUCAAUGGUGCUCCAUUGUCGGAGACUCUAAAGGCUACCGAAUCUAGGGCACGAAGGAAGUAUCUGAUGGUUAUAGGAAUUAAUACUGCAUUUAGCAGUCGUCGGAGAAGAGAUUCAGUUCGUGCAACUUGGAUGCCUCAAGGCGAAAAGAGAAAGAAGCUGGAGGAAGAGAAAGGUAUUAUUGUUCGGUUUGUCAUCGGUCACAGUGCUACAUCUGGUGGAAUUUUAGACAAGGCAAUUGAAGCUGAACAUGCAAAGAAUGGGGACUUAAUGAGACUGGAUCAUGUUGAAGGCUAUCUUGAGUUAUCGGCCAAAACUAAAAUAUAUUUUGCAACUGCUGUUUCUAUGUGGGAUGCCGAUUUCUACAUCAAAGUAGAUGAUGAUGUACAUGUAAAUAUUGCAACUCUUGGUGAAACUCUGGCCAAGCACCGUUCGAAGCCUCGGGUAUACAUUGGAUGUAUGAAAUCUGGUCCAGUCCUUGCUCAAAAGGGAGUGAGAUACCACGAACCUGAGUAUUGGAAGUUCGGAGAAGAAGGAAAUAAGUAUUUCCGGCAUGCUACUGGGCAGCUAUAUGCCAUUUCAAAGGACUUGGCUACUUACAUAUCCAUGAAUCAGCAUGUGCUUCACAAGUAUGCAAAUGAGGAUGUUUCACUGGGAUCAUGGUUUAUUGGACUAGAUGUUGAACAUAUCGACGACCGCAGACUAUGUUGUGGCACCCCUCCAGACUGUGAGUGGAAAGCCCAGGCAGGCAACAUCUGUGUUGCCUCGUUCGAUUGGAGCUGCAGUGGCAUCUGCAACUCAGCUGAAAGGAUCAAGGAGGUUCACCGGCGGUGCGGGGAAGGCAAAAACGCUCUCUUGAAUGCAGUCUUUUGAGAGAAGCAUCCCUUUUGCUUGUUGACAUGGUGGCGCGUUACGUUGCAUCUAUACAAACAUGUUCUCAUCGCGCAAGUAUCAGAGUUUAAAGAGAAUGAUCCCCAGAACAGUGAGAAAGUGAGGAAUACAGAAAGUGAAAGAGAGGAGAGGGAGUGGCAAUUCUCCCCCGACAUUCUUUAGAGGUUCUUGAUGACCAAUUUUUUUGUAUCUUACAACUCAUGUUAAUGGGUUCAGGUGUAAUAAGUGCUGGUCAUCCUAUAGAUGACUUUUCCUUC